Impatiens glandulifera is the source of this 1876-nucleotide messenger RNA. RefSeq names its product diacylglycerol O-acyltransferase 1-like. Gene Ontology annotation, cellular component: chloroplast envelope; endoplasmic reticulum membrane. Gene Ontology annotation, molecular function: diacylglycerol O-acyltransferase activity. The coding region runs from base 163 to 1674 and encodes 503 amino acids. Lineage: Eukaryota; Viridiplantae; Streptophyta; Magnoliopsida; Ericales; Balsaminaceae. Gene Ontology annotation, biological process: triglyceride biosynthetic process. The record is from RefSeq and is a predicted model, not a curated record. The transcript has 16 exons.
CUCUGCGAUUAACUUCAGUAUCUUCUUCUUCUUCUUCUUCUAGCUCUAUCUCAAUUCUCAAACGCAGAUUUCUUCAAAUCUAUGUCUUCUUCUUAUCUUCUAUGAACGCACUCCUCUUCUUCCUCACCGCCAACCAGCGUUUCCUUAUUCUAAACUGUAACGAUGCUUGAUUCGCGAGAAAUCGUCGGCACGACGACAACAACUUUGAUGGAUCGGAAUCACUCGCUUCACAGACGGUCAAACGCCGCCGCGGCGAUGACUGAUUCGAAUUCCUCGAAUGGGAACUCAUCCGGAGCUAACGGUCUUGGCAGUGACGCUGGUCAAAUCUGUAAUAACGGCAAGGAUGGUGGCGAAAGGGUAGCGAAUGGAGGAGACGAUAGAGAAAAUGAUAGUUUCCAUAAAUCUUCUCUCCGACCGUCUGCUCCUGCGCAUAGGAGAAUAAAGGAGAGUCCGCUGAGUUCUGACGCUAUAUUCAAACAGAGUCAUGCAGGCCUUUUCAACUUAUGUAUAGUGGUGCUUGUUGCAGUGAACAGUCGGCUAAUCAUUGAAAAUUUAAUGAAGUAUGGUUGGUUGAUUCAAUCUGGAUUUUGGUUUAGUUCGGGGUCAUUAAGGGAUUGGCCACUCUUGAUGUGCUGUCUUACUCUUCCAAUAUUCCCUGUUGGUGCCUUUUCUGUGGAAAAGUUGGUGCAGAAGAAUUGUAUAUCUGAGAUAGUUGUUGUUAUUCUACAUACACUCAUAACUACUGCUGUAGUUCUGUAUCCAAUUAUUGUGAUUCUCAGGUGUGAUUCUGCUGUUUUAUCUGGUGUCACGUUGAUGCUCUUUGCUUGCAUUGUUUGGUUAAAGUUGGUGUCGUAUGCACACACAAAUUACGACUUGAGAGCGCUUUCUCAGGCAUGUGUUAAGGGGGAGGUGCCAUAUAGUUCAAAUUUGUACUAUUCUUAUGAUGUUAACUGUAAAAGUUUGAUAUAUUUCAUGUUGGCUCCAACGCUUUGUUACCAGCCAAGUUAUCCUCGUACUGCAUGCAUAAGAAAGGGUUGGGUUGCUCGUCAACUGAUCAAGUUGGUUAUAUUUACAGGCCUGAUGGGUUUCAUUGUAGAACAGUACAUCAAUCCUAUUGUUAAGAACUCACAGCAUCCUCUGAAAGGAAAUUUCUUGUAUGGCUUAGAAAGAGUUCUGAAGCUUUCUGUUCCAAAUUUAUAUGUAUGGCUCUGCAUGUUCUACUGCUUUUUUCACCUCUGGUUGAACAUACUUGCUGAGCUACUCCGCUUUGGUGAUCGUGAGUUCUACAAAGAUUGGUGGAAUGCUAAGUCAGUGGAGGAGUACUGGAGAAUGUGGAAUAUGCCUGUGCAUAAGUGGAUGGUCCGCCAUAUUUAUUUUCCAUGCUUACGAAAUGGAAUUCCUAAGAUGGUGGCUGUAUUGAUAUCCUUCCUUGCAUCCGCUAUUUUCCACGAGUUAUGUAUUGCUGUACCUUGUCACAUCUUCAAAUUUUGGGCUUUUCUUGGUAUCAUGUUUCAGGUUCCACUCGUCAUCGUGACAAAUUACCUGCAAAAUAAGUUUCAGAACUCAAUGGUGGGAAAUAUGAUAUUUUGGUGCUCUUUCAGCAUAUUUGGUCAGCCCAUGUGUUUGUUGCUCUAUUAUCAUGACUUGAUGAACAGAAAAGUAGCAUCACAAUGAAUUUACAUCCCCACCCCCACCAAUGUUGGAUAAUCUACUUAAUUCUAGGGUUGGUUUUCUUUUUGUAAAUUCAUUGGUUCUUUCUUAUGGGAACUGUGUAUAAUUUUUGUUCUUAUGUAUUGGAUCAUUUGGGCAAUAACUAUACAUGGUUUUCAUAUACUUCUACAAUUUUGUUUUAAGAAAAUAUGUGUACUUGUUUUAA